Molecule: messenger RNA, 1916 nt
Organism: Melospiza melodia melodia
Lineage: Eukaryota; Metazoa; Chordata; Aves; Passeriformes; Passerellidae
Product: sulfotransferase 6B1-like
Exons: 7
Coding region: 73-1092 (339 amino acids)
Biological process (GO): sulfation
Cellular component (GO): cytoplasm
Molecular function (GO): sulfotransferase activity
Source: RefSeq, a predicted model, not a curated record
AGGUUCAGAAAAAGGUAAAUUAUUGUUCAUAAACUCAAGGAAAAAAAAACCCAAAUAGCAAACCAAGCACCUAUGAAAGGACAAUCUGUGGGUUUUCUCCUUCUACACAGCAUUUCACACUGUGACAGGGGCUGCGUGAGAGAGAGAACAAGAAUGGAGACCAGGAAAACAUUUAUUGGUUUGGUAGAUAAUGCAUUAGCAGCUUCCAACUCAUUGCAUCGUGAUCAAUUGCUCUUUUCUUACAAGGGAAUUCUCUACCCUAGAACUCUUUACAGUCCUGAGGUGUUCAAAGCCUUGGAGUCCUUUGAAGCCAGAAGAGAUGAUGUAAUUUUGGCAGGAUAUCCUAAAUCUGGCACAAACUGGCUAAGUCAAAUCUUAACUGACCUGAUAGCCAUAUCUCAAAAGAAAACACCUGGUAGUGAAAGCAGUGUGAAUGCUGAAGAACAAGAAGAAUUCCCCUACCUUGAAAUAGGAGAUCUUGAAAAAUAUGAGCGAAUGAGCAAAUUACCUUCUCCAAGAUUCAUGGUUACUAAUCUCCGUCCUGAAAAACUUCCCAAAUCUAUCUUCCAAAACAAUGCCAAGAUAUUGUUACUGAUUCGUAAUCCAAAAGAUGUUGCUACAUCUUAUUACCAUUUUUCCAAUGGUGUGGCCACUGUUCCCUCCUAUGAGACCUGGGAUGAUUUCUUCACAGAUUUCAUGGCGAAGAAAACGGCCUGGGGAUGCUACCUUGAAUACCUUUCUGAAUGGAACAAAUAUGCUGACAAAGAAAAUAUUAUGACAAUAACUUAUGAAGAGGUAAAAGAGAAUCCUCCCCUGAGUGUGAAAAACAUAGCCACGUUCUUUGGAAUUCCUCUGACUGAGGAACAGCUCCAGCUGGUGGUAGAGAGGAGCAGCUUCCAGUCCAUGAAGAAAAACUCAGACAAGACCCAUGGGUCAUUUGGCAAUGUUCUCUUUCGCAAAGGUGGUGUAAGUGACUGGAAGAACCAUUUCACUGAAGAUCAGAGUAAGAAAAUGGACAAAGCAUUUGAAGAACAUAUAGCAGGAACGAAACUUGGGAAAAAGUUGAAGUAUGACUUGUACUGCAAAGCCUGAAGAGAAAUGAAAUGUGGUUAGAACAAGAAUUUUUCAAGGCAGACUCAGAUCAUCUGAAUGCUAUACACUGGAAACCUAGAUCAACUGAUCCAAGCACCUUAGAAUUACUGUAGGAGUCAUUGCAGCAGCCUUUAUUGUGACACUGAUGAGCCUUUUGUUUUAUGCUGUGACCUCAGGCUACACUCACUUGCUGAAGAAGAUGCCAACUAAACAUAUUUAGAAAAACUCAACAGCCCUUUUCCUGCUGUAACCUGGAAGGAAAUGCUUCUUUUCUUCUAGAUAAAUUCUAUCUUUAUAGACAAUUUCUAAUUAUUUAGUAUGCAGAUUAUUUUUUUCUUAAAAAAAGAUUUUCAAAUCAGUCAAUAUCUUUACAGAAAAUAUCACUGGCAAAAAUAGGGAUAUGACAGAAGCCUAAUGUCAAAGGAGAUCUUCCAUGAAUUCAGCACAAAGUAAAUCAAAGGCAGAGAAAGCAGAAGGAAGGGGAAUAUUGCUCGGAGUUCUUAGGGCUCUUCAUCUCUCUGAAUGCAAAAUUCCAAGAUGAAUUUCACAUUAUGGGCUGGUGUCAAUGGGCAAGAUUCCCUCAGAGGCGCUGCUUUCUACAGAAUUACAGAGCAGCCCAGUUUGGAAGAGACCUUGAAAAGUCUUCUGGUACAACUUUUCAUGGGAAAGGGAGCCUGGAUGAGAUUCUAUCUAGAUAUCAUGUUUGGAAAACCACCAGUGAUGAGGAUUGUACCUCAUUUCUGUAGGCGUUGUUCCAGAAACUGGUUGUUCUUGCUGUAAAGAACUUCAUGUAUCAAGAUUAAACAUCCAUUGUUGCAAGUUGA